This is a messenger RNA of Scleropages formosus (Asian bonytongue), 5597 nucleotides long. RefSeq names its product zinc finger and BTB domain containing 32 (gene zbtb32). Gene Ontology annotation, biological process: regulation of transcription by RNA polymerase II. The transcript has 6 exons. Gene Ontology annotation, cellular component: nucleus. The record is from RefSeq and is a predicted model, not a curated record. Gene Ontology annotation, molecular function: RNA polymerase II cis-regulatory region sequence-specific DNA binding; DNA-binding transcription factor activity, RNA polymerase II-specific; protein binding. The coding region runs from base 2075 to 3523 and encodes 482 amino acids. NCBI's taxonomy places the organism in Eukaryota, Metazoa, Chordata, Actinopteri, Osteoglossiformes, Osteoglossidae.
CAAAAUGUAUACAGGAAGACAAAGGAAAUCAAAGGCGCAGCCUGGAAGAAGUUCUUCGUUGCUGUAAAUAACUACAAAACAAAGUGGAUCACUAAAAAUGCUUAUAGAACUCUUGGUGUUGAAGUUAACUGGUUAAUAUCUUGAGGUUCAAUGUCAGAAAGAGGGGAUUUUUUCUGUUCCUUUUUCCAGCUUAACAGCAGACCUCAAUGAAGUGGGGAGUUUACCAUAGCAUUUUGAAAUAAGGAAACCAUCACACAAUUAGAAUAAACUGAGGGGAAAAAAAAAUCAGAGGGUUCAGAAAAUAAUGUCAAAGCACAAGUUCCACUGAGAUUUAUGAAUAAUGAAAGUCUAAGUCUUAAGUUUUGGAGUCUGAACCUCAUAUGUGCUGCAUCCUCGUUACUGUCUUACGUACGAAAAUACUAAAACUCAUUUCUUUCUUUUUCAGUGAAAAUUUAAGUUGAAUUUAACUAAUUCAGAUGAUUUCAAAUGCCGUACAAUAACCACACGCAGAUUUAACAUUCAGAAAAUUCCUUCCCCCAUUCCUUACAAAUCAAGUGACAAAUGAGUUCUUUCCAAGUUCAAAAACUCUGCUAUUGAUACAUGAUCGCAAAAUUAAAGAAAAUGCACGUAGCACACAGUAGCACAUAUUAGCACAGACACGUAUGAGGUAAAGCUGUAUUUGAAACCUUGACUGUUAGCCCACCCCCCAAUUUCCCAGAUAUUCUAGAAGUCCAUGCCACUCAGCUGUUAUGCCAAAGGCUCCUCAAACAAGAGAUUGCACCAGAUGGGUGAACCUAUGUAGGGGAAGUCCAUAUUAAAAUGUCACACAAUGGUGGCAUUUCCUUACAAGGGUCAGUGUGUAUGAGGUAUGAAUAUUACAUCAGUCAAACAAAUAAAUCUGGAAAAUAAAUCAAUGAAGUAGCUUGAAGAUCUGCAAUGGAAUAAACUGACAAUGACUUCACCUUGUUUUCAGCUCUCCUUUUUUUCAGUGCCCGAGAUCGCCAUCGAAACGUUUCCAUGGUAUAGUUUUGAAAGCUUUAUUACCUUCCCUUUAACCCUCAUCGUCAAAUGAUAACAUUUAAAACCCUUUAGUAAAAUCAUAUUUGGGAUAUUCAACUUAUGACAUCUACCAAUCAUGUUCCGAUAUAGCACAAUAACUGUCCAAUCAGAGACGAGAAAAGAGCAGGAGGCGGGCAAGUAGAGGGGGGUCAUCAUGUCCCUCACCUCUGUCAAGUCUUGUGUCAUUUCAAGCAAAGCCACAGUGUGUAUGUUCAGCACUGAGGAUGGAGAGGGGGCUGAGUCACUUGUGAACGGGUGAGUUUAGCACUCAGCAAAGCUGCUGAUCUGGAUCGACUGUCUUGCUUGCUCUUUCGCGUCUUCUUACACCAGUCCCGCUGACAGCAUUGACGUGUGUCUGUAUGUUUGAUCUGCCUGUGGUUUUCAGAUGUAAUCUGUACACAUACAACUCACUCGUUCUGCCGCUUCAGGGAACCAGACAAUUCGUUCUUGUCAAUUUGCGGGCGUAGCCCAAGGAGGAUGUGUCACUGUAAAAUUUUCCCCUUAAGUGUGAACCAUUGACUUUCGGGCUCAGGUCUAAUAGUAUUCGUCACCUUGGCACGACAUGGUGUACUGCAUUUGUGUACCGUAACAGUGCAGGGCAGAAGGAGGUAGAUCGCUGAAGAUACAGCACGGCUCACAGUGGACUUCUGUACUACUGGGCGACGGCACCUGCCUCCGCCACUUUCUCAGUUCUAGCAAGUACGUCUAGGGCGAAUUUCUCUCAAAGAAUUUCACCGGCGCGACCUUCUUCAAUAUUUUCUCCUGGCGCUAUCUAUGUGCAGCCGGCAGCAGAAGCUUUGGGACGUUGGGCCACACAGAAACGUGUUGUGUGCUUCUGAAGACAUACUAUUUCCCUGAGACUUGAUAAUUACUUAAUGGAAUUAAAGACUGCUACUACUACUACUCCUCUGUGAGCACAAGGUUGAAUGGAGAUCUCUCACUUGGCAUUUAAAUUGAGUCCUUCUCUUGUCUCCGCCGCUCUCUACCAGCUCUCCUACUCACACAAGGCCUUAAAAUGACGGUCCAGCUCCACAACCAGCAGUACUCAUGCUUCCUGCACCAAGCUAACAAGCUGAGGCAGUUAGGUGCCUUUUGCGACACAGUCAUCGUGGUGGAGAGCCAGACUUUCAGAGCGCACAGCCUGCUUCUAGCUUGUGCCAGUAAGAAGCUGGAGAAUGUCCUCUCCAGUCGACAGCAUGGCCAGCAGUACCACUGCACCCUGGACCUGCUCUCCUCCCGCACCUUCCAGCAGAUCCUUGACUAUGUCUACACAGAAACCCUAGAGGUCUCCACUGAAGACCUGCAUGGACUCUUCAAGGCAGCCCAGCUCCUCGAGAUGCACCAGCUCGGGGAGCAAUGCCGCGCUCAGCUUGAAACCCUGAACUCAGCACCAGACGCGUGUCAGGAAGAGGCAGGUGCAGCACAGCAGGCACCCCUUGACAUGCUCCAGGGCAGUCCAUCACGCGAAGAGCAAUCUGACCUCGAGGUUAUAGAGCGUUCUUCGAGUCCUCCCCACCACCUCAAAAACCCAAGGCCAGACAGCACCCUGCUUGUGGCCGUGCCUCCCAGGGUAAGUGUGAUCGCCAGCACUGCCCAGGGAGCACUCAAACCCACCCCCUCCAGGUCACCCAGACUGGGAUGGCACCCGAUCCCUUCUUCUCCAAGAAUGGCCCUGACCAGCACUGAUUUCAUGGCCCUUCGCACCCUCCAUCCUUCAGAGCACUUGGUGGCAUGUCCCUUCCCCGUCCCCACUCCAGUAUAUCCCCUCUUCUCCCCCUCCGGCCUGCCCCAAAGCCACCACAGCUCCAUCAUGGGCUAUGCUGGGAUCCUCCACCCUUUUCACCACGCCCUCAUCCCAGGGUCACGGGAGCUGGACGUGUCCGUCAAGCACAACCUGCAGAGAAAGAGCGGCUUGAUGGAUGCAGCGCUGAUGGGCAGCAUGCCGGAAGAGGAAAAAAGGAAGCUUCAAGAACGCAUCGACAAGCGGUUCCACUGUCGGCCACACGGCAAAGAGUUCCUGGACAGCCAUCGUCUGCAGAUGCAUGCUGGGGUUGCCUCCGGCCCCGGCGAGGUGCCACUGGGCUGCAAGCAUUGCGGUCGCUACUUCCGUGACGAGAGCGCCCUGCGCUCGCACCGGCGCGUGCACAGCGGCGAGAAGCCUUACCAGUGUGAGCGCUGCCCCAAAAGGUUCAGCCUCAAGCACCAGCUGGACACGCACCACCGGGUGCACACCGGAGAGAAGCCAUUCGAGUGCCGCAUCUGCGGACAGCGUUCGCGCGACUACUCGGCCAUGAUCAAGCACUUGCGCACCCACGGCGGCGCCGCGCCCUACCAGUGCACCGCCUGCCUGGAGUUCUGCAGCAGCCUGGCCGCCAUGCAGAAGCAUGUCAAGACUCACCCGGCCAAGGACUUCCCUCUAGACUGGAGCAUCAACAGCACCUACCUUUACAACUGCCACAGCUGAGGCCGAGACGCCAGCCGCCCGACGCUCGCGAGGCAUUUCACCGCAACGGCCUCAGUUUACCACACAGCCAAGUGCCACGUACCAACUGUGCGGGACCGCAGAAUAAAAACACAAAGUGACUCUCGUGCUCACAUUCUACGGCCGACCAGACAUUGUGUAGAUACCUUUUUUUCCCCCCCAGAUACAGCAACAAUUGCAGCAAGAGAAAAGGAAAGGCAUGAAACUUAAGAAACCCCACCAUUACGGAAAGACACAAACAUGUAUGUUUUCACUCAUCAAGGGAGACACACACACACAGACAAUAUUUUGCUGGAUCUCAACUCUACAGCCUCUCAUUUUGCGGAGAGGUUAUGUACGAGCAUUAAAAGGUCCAGGCAGACAGUGUGUGAGGACAAGAGCGCCUAGGAGGCGCUGCGCUGGCGACACCAACCCGUCACGUAGCGACGCAGUCUGUAAGAAAGGCCUCGUGACCACUAGGACACACACAGCUUCACAGCCACCUCUUUGCUUUGAAUGUACAAGAAUGUAGCAGAAAUCCUCAACCACAUAACACAAGUCCCACGUCCAUUUGUAUGUCUUAAAUGUACGCACCCAUUAUUAUGUUCUUUAUUAGACUCGUACAAUUUGCUGCUUUAACGGCGAAGCAUCUAUUUACGACACUGCUUUCAAAUGACAUUGCUCUAUACUUUUGGAACAACAAGUGAAUAACGAGUGUAAAAACUGCUUUAACUUAGUUCACGUUAACUUCGCGAGACAAUGCCACGUAUGAGCAGGCUCAGUAUUUCUCAGUUCUAAGUCGCAGCAGUCCUGACGUUUAACUGAUACCAGUACUGGGGCUUCUCGCUUCGUACCACCACCUUCGCGUGUCCGCACGAGCUGGGAUUCUUUAGAAGAAUACCGCCACGUUUAUCUGCUUCGGCUGAAGCUCUGAAACAGGGACCGGAGCCAUCGACAAGUCCCUCGCAGGGUGUUCUCCGCACGCAGUCGCGCAGAGCUCCGCGCGUCACGUCGAGCUCAGCUGCAUCCGUGUACCACAGGUCGUGCUUCUCGCGUACGAUCAAUCUGACGGGGAGCAAAGAGGAGGCGGCAUCACGAACACACCCAUGUACGCACACACACUGCUCUUACUGCAGUUCCACAUUUUAGUGGAAUGAUAACUCUUAAAACCACCUGGAUCUUACUGAGAUUGUCAUUCAUUCUAAGAAUGAGUCUGUGAGUUAGGUGGUACGGUACUUUCUUUUUUUACAACUGGAUGUAAAAAUGUGCCCAGUCGGUAGCCAGACAAGGCAGAGGGGGCACGAGGCUUGACCCCCAUUGCGGAGCGUGUGUAGAUACACACGUACGUGUAUACAAGCGUACGCAUCACGGCGCACACAGUGAAGCAGCUCACCGUUUCCCAUUACUUUAUAUUUUCAGCUGAAUAUAAAGCGCAUUUGCUUGGAAAUACUGUACGCAUGGAAAAGUUUAGACUGCUGCCCAAGUAAAUAUACUGACAACGGUUAAAGUUACCAAUCAGCUAUUAAGGACUUCCUACUGGAAUAUUUCGGCUUUUUUUUGUAGCGUUUUUCCGAGAGUUACCCCAACAACUGAGUAAUAUGGAGUUACGAAUAUGAAUAGUUCAUGAUACCAUGAAAUACCCCCAGUCUCUGUGAACUGUCUGCUAUGUAGAACAAACAAACAAUUUCCUUCCACACCCUCAGUUGUAACCCCCCCCAACUGAUGCUGGUAUAUCAAGUGCCCUGAUAACAGUACAGACUUAGAAAAACUUUUUUCUUUCUUUUUUUUUGGGGGGGGGAGUAGUCAGGCAACUGACAAUGUGCAAAACAUGGACCUGCCGGCUUCACAUUUACAAGAAACCUGACGCCGCCACGUUGUACGACGCAUCGUCACUCUCUUUUUUCUAAGUAAAACUGAAAUAAAAGUUUUUUUUUUUUUUUUUUUCCUGUCCUGCCACUUCUAACCCAAUAAACUUUAUCUGGAUCCUCUUCUUGUACCCCUCCCAUUACUUCUCACAUCCAUUCAACCACUGAAGAGAACCCCAAAUGAGAGCAUACAUGCUAAAAAAAAAAAAAAA